This is a messenger RNA of Entelurus aequoreus (snake pipefish), 2778 nucleotides long. RefSeq names its product zinc finger protein OZF-like. The record is from RefSeq and is a predicted model, not a curated record. Lineage: Eukaryota; Metazoa; Chordata; Actinopteri; Syngnathiformes; Syngnathidae. Bases 170 to 1579 code for a protein of 469 amino acids. The transcript is spliced from 2 exons.
AGACAUUGGUGGCGAGGAAGAUGGCGGACUGAGCUUUACCGAAAAAGAUUCAGAUUUACCACCUAAAAGCGUUUUAGAUUCUCAAACAUUUAUUUUUUCUUAAGCCCACAACACAAGGGUUGGAGCGAUGGAGUGUUGUUUAAAGUGAAGAUUGAAGACGUGAUAGAAGAUGGACGACUACUGCUAUGCUAAGAUGGCGACGUCCGCUAAAAGAGAACAUGAAAGAGAAUCAGCGCCACCAACUUCCAGCAAAUCACCAACGGAGAUAAAGACGAAAGAUGAAGACGUCCAGCAGCUGAUUGGUCAUCCUGAAGGACUUCCGCCGCAGCUGCAGGGAGGAAGUUCCACUUUGAAGCAGGAGACUCCACAGCUACUUCACAUUAAAAAGGAAGAGGAGGAACUCUGCAUCACUCAGGAGGGAGAGUGUCUUCAGUGGUCAGAGGAAGGUGAUACCACCAAGUUGCCACUGACUGUUGUCUUUGUGAAGACGGAAGAUGAUGAAGAGAAACCACAAGUGGACAAGCUCUUAGCUCCACUAUCAGAUAGUGAGGCUGAAGACGAGGUUGAGGAACCUUUGAGCAGCGAUACAGACUGUGAAGGUGAUAUGAGGACUCACACUGACAACAAACAAGCCGACUGCUUUAAAAAGAAGAAAUGUAAAACAACUUUGAGCUGCUCAGUUUCUGGUGCAAAAUGUUCUAAAGAGAGCAGUUUGACUGAAGACAUGAGAACACACACAGGAGAACAAACUUUAGAUUGUUCAGAUUGUGGUAAAAGCUUUCGUUACAAGAGCAGUUUGACACAACAUCUGAGAACACACACGGGAGAAAGACCAUUUUAUUGUUCAGUCUGCGGUAAAAGCUUUUCACACAAGAGCAGUUUGACUCGACACACGAUAACGCACACAGGAGAAAGACCAUUUAAUUGCUCAGUCUGCAGUAAAAGCUUUUCACACAGUACCAAUUUGACUCACCACAUGAGAACACACACAGGCGAAAAACCAUAUAAUUGUACGGUUUGCCAUAAGGGCUUUUCUAGAAACAAGUUGACUGACCACAUGAGAACACACACAGGAGAAAGACCGUUUAAUUGUUCACUUUGUGGUAAAAGCUUUUCUCACAAGACUGCUUUGACUCAACACAACAAAUCACACGCAGGAGAAAAACAAGGCAUUUGUCCAGUUUGCAGCAAAAGUAUACACAAGAGCGGUUUGGCUAAACACAUUAGAACGCACACAGGUGAAAGACCAUUUGAUUGCUCAGUAUGCGGUAAAGGCUUUACGCAACGGUACCAUUUGACUCAACAUAUGACUACCCACACAGGAGAAAAACAAUUCAAUUGUUCAGUCUGUGGUAAAAACUUUACCCAACGAAACCAUUUGACACAACACAUGAGAACACACACUGGAGAAAAACCAUUUAGUUGUUCAGUUUGCUUUAAAAGCUUUGCUCACAGUGGAAGUUUGCCUCAACACAUGAGAACGCACACUGGAGAAAAACCCUUCAGUUGCUCAAUUUGUAGUAAAAGCUUUACCAGCAAACUCGCUUUGACUCGACACAAAAUGAAACACGUGGGAUAAAAAUAACACAUAUCUGUUUGCAGUAUACGUUAUUCUCAAGGUAGCAUGACGUGUUGUAAAUGUACUCCUCCAAUACAUAGCGAACACUUUUUAUCGACACAUUUUGACUGAACACAUUUGUCAUACACCCUGGAGAAAACCCUUUCAGUCGUUCAUUUCGCCGUCAAAGACAUUCUUGAUAAAAUGUCCAAUGAGAACAUACACAGGAGAAAACAUGUUGAAAUACUUAGUUUGUCGCCCAGAAGACAGAUAAGACACAUAAAAACAUACACAGAGAAAAACCAUUUAUUUGAUUAGUUUGUGGUAAAACGUUUGAACAGAGACUAGGUUCUAGAUCCUCUUUUGUUCCAAAGUAGUCGUGGUCUCUCUGCCAUGAUUAGUGGCAGCAAACACACAACUCUCUCGAUGCUGUUGUUGAUGAAAGUAGCGUGAGAUUGCAUCAAUGCGCCCAGAUACUAAAUUGCUGAUAGAGGACUUAAAAUAACCAAAAUAGUGUAUUUAAAACAAGUUAUAAUUUUGUCUGUCACUAAUUGUGUAUAAAAUGGUGUUUGUGUUUUGUAGAUAUUUUGAAAUGCUUAUUGGUGGCAUAGUUGACUCCCCAUUACCCUCAUGCUCGGUUUUCAAGCAACAAGUAUCGCCACCCUCGCCCGUCCCCUCUCGCUAUUUGUGUGGAAGAGAGUCCAGCCCCUCUCGAGAGGACCGGUUCCAGACCCCUUGCUGUGCGUUGAAUUAGGUUUGACUAGAUUCAGCCGGAACUUCUCCACCUGGCACUCAAGCUCCUUACCCCCCAGCGAGUUGACAUUCCACGUCCCAAGGGCUAACUUCUGUAGUCCAGGAUCAGACCUCUGAGGACCCUGCCUUUUGAGUAGUGAGCCCAUUGGAGGCGGGGACCCUCGUUUCCUCUUCAUGGGGCCAGGCGCUUGCCAUUGAGCCUUACCUCCAAGCCUGGCUCCACAAGGGGGUCUGAGUUACCCGCUUUUGGGCGGGAAAAUCUGUCUUUUUCGUAAAUGACUUUGAGCUGCUCUUUUUCUGGUCCCUCGCCUAAGACAUGUGACAUGCACACUCCCCUACAACCAUCAGGUGGCAGAACAGAGAGCUUUUUCAUUCAAAAAUGUGUUCUGUAAAAACUAAUGUAAUGUGUUCCAAUAGGAAAAAUGCACAUUAAAAGUUAUAAAUAGCCAAUAUUUGUCAUGUCUUUU